Molecule: messenger RNA, 1329 nt
Organism: Atta colombica
Lineage: Eukaryota; Metazoa; Arthropoda; Insecta; Hymenoptera; Formicidae
Product: alpha-tocopherol transfer protein-like
Exons: 5
Coding region: 171-1124 (317 amino acids)
Cellular component (GO): membrane
Molecular function (GO): phosphatidylinositol bisphosphate binding
Source: RefSeq, a predicted model, not a curated record
AACUGGCUCGAACUUCGUGCUCGUUUAUAUAGAAGGUAACGUCAUUUUAACGUAUUUCAGUAAUGACGUGUACUUCAUUUCAUAAGGUGCUCGUCGUUCGUCUGUCAGUUGAGUCAAUUGUUUGGUUGCGUUUCCUCACGUGAUUGAUUAUUACCAACGAUCAGAUCGAUAUGGAUAACCAAUCCUGCAAGAUCCUAUGGAUGAAGAUCCCAUCAGAAAUCAUGUUAUCGGACCUCACUGAAAUGCCGUUCAUAAAACUUGGCGAUUUUAAGUUCGAAUUCGAGUUCGAGUCUGCUAAUCCAGAAUUGCAGGAAGUAGCAAGGAAGGAAUUAAGAGAGUCUCCUGAGAUACAAAAACAGUCGAUAGCACGUCUGCAAGAAUUAUUAAAAGCUGAAAAAGAUUUGAAAUGCCCGUUGGACAAUGAAGCCUGGUUGAUUAAAUUUCUGAGACCGUGCAAGUAUUAUCCCGAAUCGUCUUUGAAGCUCAUCAAAUACUAUUACAACUUCAAGGUGAAACAUGCGAAUGUGUAUGACAACUUAAAGCCGAGUAAUGAGAAAAAUAUCUUCGAGCAAAACAUCCUAACCGCGUUGCCUAAUCGCGAUCAACACAGCCGACGUAUAGUGAUAAUUGAACUUGGCAAAAAAUGGAAGCACAAUAAGUGCAGCCUCGAUGAAAUUUAUAAAGGAUGUGUAUUGUAUUUGGAAGCGGCCAUAAUGGAACCGAGUACACAGAUCGCUGGCGCGAUUAUCAUCUUUGACAUGGAUGGUCUCACCCUUCAGCAAGCCUGGCAAUUUACCCCGCCGUUUGCCAAGAGGAUAGUCGAUUUGCUUCAAGAAGCAGUGCCUGUAAGGAUAAAAAACAUACACAUUGUAAAUCAACCGUAUAUAUUCAACAUGGUGUUCGCUCUGUUCAAACCGUUCCUGAAAGAGAAAUUGAAAAACAGAAUAAUCUUUCACGGCACCGAUCGCAAAUCAUUGCAUCAAUACAUAUCACCGAAAUGUCUACCAGCGCAAUACGAUGGUACGCUGGAAAUAAAAAUAAAUGGAUCCGAAUGGUAUUCCUUGCUGAUACAGGCUGACAAGGAAUAUGAAGCUAUCAAUUCAUACGGCUAUAAAAAGACAUAGUCUUAAUACUUUGUAACAUUAAAAAAUAGAUUAAAUAUGAAGAAAUUAUAAACGCGACAUUUCCGAGGAAAAAUAUUAUAUUUAAUAUCAAUUAUGACAAUUAUGAAUCGUUCUUAUGUAUAUUCAGUCCUCGAAAUGUUGUUUUCAUGAAACCUUGCUCACUUUGUAAAUUUAUUUAUAACAUACAUUAUAUAUUAUUGUACAA